This is a messenger RNA of Cylicocyclus nassatus, 874 nucleotides long. The record is from the annotation of a GenBank genome assembly. Lineage: Eukaryota; Metazoa; Nematoda; Chromadorea; Rhabditida; Strongylidae.
AUAAAUAACAAUAUGUUUCAGGAUAAAGCAAACGUUGGUAAUUCAUUAAGUGUUCAACGGAGAUGCUCCAAAUAUUUGUCUUUGCUACCAUGUGCUUUUUAGCCCACGGUCAAACUUUCACGGCAUGCCAGAACGCUACUCAAAUGUACACAGAGAAGGCGUUCGCUUGCGAGGACAAACUGGAUAAAGAGAGCUGCAAAAUAAUUUACCCUGACAAGAACAAUGGGCAAGAGCCAGCUGUUGGCAAUAAUAUUGCUAGACCUGAUGCUUGUUGGUCGAAUGAUAAAGGCAACUCAAAAAAUAAUAAAGCUGUCAAGACUGCUGUGAGUUUGUGUCCAAAGAGAUGUGCAUUGUGCUGCAAAUCAGCCGCGUUUGACUGUGAAGAUAACAACAGAUUUGACUGCUCCAAUGCGAAACAGUAUUGCAAAAACUCAGUGAUGAAAGCUGAGCUGGAUCUGGCAAACAACUGUCCGAAAACGUGUGGAUUGUGCGAGGAGAAAAAUGCAGGAUGUACGGAUUCAGUGGCAGGCUGUGACAAAUCCCUGUGCUAUCACCCGAAUUUUGCGGAUGCAAUGAAGAAACAGUGCAAGAGAACAUGCGGUUUUUGUGAUGAAACAGCAACCACUACUCAAAAUGGAAUUGUUCCUACUUCCGCUUCAAAGGAGGUCACCACAACUAUACCUUGUGGAGCAGACAAGAGAUGUCCGAAGUGGAAGAAUAAUGGGUUCUGUGAGAAUAAACUCUAUACUGAUGAGUACAAGAGGAAAUUCUGUGGCCGACUUUGCAAUAUGUGUUGAGCCCAGACUCAAGCAAACUCAGUUCACUUAUUCAUAAAUUGGUUUGUAAAAGUGUUUGAGUCUAAUGAAUCCAUUGC